AGUCCCUCCUCCCUGAUCCCCCAUUGGGUUAGUGGCUCCUGCAGCCCUGCCAGUGAGGGACAAAUGAGAAGAGCUGUUGAUUUUUUCCCCUUGGCCAUUCAGAAUUUCCCCACAUAAAUACUGAGAAAGACCCUGCUCUCUCCUCACUUCUUCUCUGGACUUGGCCCUGAGCUGGACCUGGUCCCCUGGGGUGGGCUGGGUUAUGGGGGACCUGUUUAUGUUCUGGGUGGCUGUGGGCACAUGCUGUGCCACCUUCCGUGCCUCGGCCUGGUCUGUGAACAAUUUCCUCAUAACAGGUCCCAAGGCCUAUCUGACCUACACUACCAGUGUGGCCUUGGGUGCCCAGAGUGGCAUCGAGGAGUGUAAGUUCCAGUUUGCUUGGGAACGCUGGAAUUGCCCUGAAAAUGCUCUCCAGCUCUCCACCCACAACAGGCUGAGAAGUGCCACCAGAGAGACUUCCUUCAUUCAUGCGAUCAGCUCUGCUGGAGUGAUGUACACCAUCACCAAGAACUGUAGCAUGGGUGACUUCGAAAACUGUGGCUGUGAUGAAUCAAAAAAUGGAAAAACUGGAGGCCAUGGCUGGAUCUGGGGAGGCUGCAGCGACAAUGUGGAAUUUGGGGAAAGGAUCUCUAAACUCUUUGUGGACAGUUUGGAGAAGGGAAAGGAUGCCAGAGCCCUGAUGAAUCUUCACAACAACAGGGCCGGCAGGCUGGCAGUGAGAGCCACAAUGAAAAGGACCUGCAAAUGUCAUGGCAUCUCAGGGAGCUGCAGCAUCCAGACGUGCUGGCUGCAGUUGGCUGACUUCCGGGAGAUGGGAGACUACCUAAAGGCCAAGUAUGACCAGGCGCUGAAAAUUGAGAUGGAUAAGCGGCGGCUAAGGGCUGGGAACAGCGCUGAGGGCUGCUGGGCACCCAGUGAAGUCUUCCUUCCUAGCGCAGAUGCUGAGCUGAUCUUUUUAGAGGAAUCACCAGAUUACUGUACCCGCAAUUCCAGUCUGGGCAUCUAUGGCACAGAGGGUCGCGAGUGCCUACAGAAUAGCCACAACACAUCCAGGUGGGAGCAACACAGCUGUGGGCACCUGUGUACUGAGUGCGGGCUGCAGGUGGAAGAGAAGAGAACUGAGGCCAUGAGCAGCUGCAAUUGCAAAUUCCAGUGGUGCUGUACAGUCAAAUGUGACCAGUGUAGGCAUGUGGUGAACAAGUACUACUGCAUGCGCUCCCCAGGCAGUGCCCAGUCCCAGGGUACGGGCAGCACCCGAUAACACCCCUGGCAAACUCACUUGCCCCAUCAUGAGAUAAGACACAGCUUCUCUCUCGGAGAUAGUAGAUUAGAAAACAUUUACAAAACUAACAGGAAUGGUCUGUAGUCCUCAUGAUAUCUGCUAUAGAUGGGGAAAUGGAGGCCCAAGGUUAUAGAGCAUAUUCUUGGCAGAGGUGAAAUUGGAACCUGGGCCUCCUAAUUUAGGGAAACCCCAUUUCAUUUCUCCUUCAAGUUAUGUCCUGGUCUUUGUGCUUGUACUUAUGCAGCUUGGUAAAGGGGGAGUUUGGUUAGGGGUCCAUAUCCAGAGGGACCCCCCAAAGUACCUGUUCCUUUAAGUUUCAGACUAUGUCCAACCCAGCUGUGCUGCUGGGAAUCAGAGGGAAUGGAAGCAAAAAAUGAAAGAGUUCUCUUCAGGCUCCUGAAGUAGCAACC
Messenger RNA from Galeopterus variegatus (Sunda flying lemur), 1692 nucleotides. It is a transcript of the gene WNT8A, whose product is annotated as wingless-type MMTV integration site family, member 8A. Gene Ontology annotation, biological process: multicellular organism development; cell fate commitment; canonical Wnt signaling pathway. Gene Ontology annotation, cellular component: extracellular region. The transcript has 6 exons. The record is from RefSeq and is a predicted model, not a curated record. Gene Ontology annotation, molecular function: frizzled binding; cytokine activity. Bases 203 to 1261 code for a protein of 352 amino acids. NCBI's taxonomy places the organism in Eukaryota, Metazoa, Chordata, Mammalia, Dermoptera, Cynocephalidae.